AUGGACCAGCUGAAUCACACGUGGACCCAGAGUUUCCUUCUUGCUGGUUUCCCUGCCCCCAGCACACUGCGGCCUCUGGCGUUCUUGGGCACCCUGUGCAUCUAUCUCCUCACGCUGGCAGGGAACUUGUUCAUCAUUGUGCUAGUGCAGGCAGAUGCGGGACUGUCCACGCCCAUGUACUUCUUCAUCAGUGUCCUCUCCUUCCUGGAACUCUGGUAUCUGUAUGUCUUCCACUCCCUGGGCAUGACCGAGUGCUACCUGCUGGGGGUCAUGGCGCUGGACCGCUACCUGGCCAUCUGCCGCCCACUCCACUACCACGCACUCAUGAGCAGAAAGGUGCAGUUAUGGCUGGCAGGGGCCACGUGGGUGGCCGGCUUCUCUGCGGCACUGGCGCCGGCCAGCCUCACAGCCAGUCUGCCCUUCUGCUUCAGAGAGGUGGCCCACUACUUUUGUGACCUGGCCUCACUGAUGCGGCUGGCAUGUGUGGACCCAGGCUGGAACGCUCGAGUCCACGGGACCGUGAUUGGUGUGGCCACUGGCUGCAACUUUGUGUUCAUUUUAGGACUCUACGGGGGUAUCCUAAGGGCUGUGCUGAAGCUGCCCUCGGCUGGCAGCCGGGCCAAGGCUUUCUCCACCUGCUCCUCCCACGUGACCGUGGUGGCCUUAUUCUUUGGCUCUGCCUUCAUGGUGUAUGUGGGGCCACCCAAGAGCCGCUCCAAGGGCACGGACAUGCAUAUCGCCCUGGUAUAUGCCAUUCUCACCCCGUUCCUCAACCCCAUCGUCUAUACCCUUCGCAACAAGGAGGUGAAGGACGCUUUCAGAAGGUUCACCCAGAGGAUUAGGGCUAUGUUGAAGGGACUCUGA
Molecule: messenger RNA, 864 nt
Organism: Odobenus rosmarus divergens (Pacific walrus)
Lineage: Eukaryota; Metazoa; Chordata; Mammalia; Carnivora; Odobenidae
Product: olfactory receptor 6N2-like
Exons: 2
Coding region: 1-864 (287 amino acids)
Biological process (GO): G protein-coupled receptor signaling pathway
Cellular component (GO): membrane
Molecular function (GO): G protein-coupled receptor activity; olfactory receptor activity
Source: RefSeq, a predicted model, not a curated record